Messenger RNA from Suillus subalutaceus, 753 nucleotides. RefSeq lists its product as uncharacterized. Gene Ontology annotation, molecular function: oxidoreductase activity. The transcript has 6 exons. The coding region runs from base 1 to 753 and encodes 250 amino acids. Lineage: Eukaryota; Fungi; Basidiomycota; Agaricomycetes; Boletales; Suillaceae. The record is from RefSeq and is a predicted model, not a curated record.
AUGGCAUCGUUAAAGGUCGCAGUGAUUACGGGGGCAUCCUCUGGUAUCGGACGUCAUUCAGCUAUCAAGCUCUCCUCUGAGGGUUGGAGCUUGGCACUGACUGCUCGAAGGCUGACUGAACUCGAAGAGACAAGAUCCCUCUGUGCAAAUGCCGAUGCAUGUAUCCUCGUUGCUGGCGACAUCGCAAACGAAGCCUUCGUGAAAAGCUUGUUCGAGGAGACCAUGAAGAAAUUCGGUAGACUGGACCUGUUGUUCAACAAUGCGGGCAUGUCUGACAAGGCGAGCCCCAUCGAGGAGAUGCCGCUUGAGGUGUUCACAUCGGUCGUCAAUGUCAACCUCAUUGGCUCGUUCCUUUGCACUCGCGAAGCUUUCAAGAUUUACAAGCAACAAGAACCCACUGGAGGAAGAAUCAUCAACAAUGGCUCAUUGGCUGCCCAUGUACCAAGGCCUCAUUCAGUUGCAUACGCAACCUCCAAACACGCCGUUCACGGUCUAACUAAGAGCAUCGCUAUCGAGGGGCGAAAGUACAAUAUCUCUGUGACGCAGAUUGACAUUGGAAAUGCGCACACGUCUAUGGCUGCAGGGCACACCUUAGGAGCGUUGCAACCUGAUGGUCGGAGAGUCGUUGAACCGACUUUCGAUCCGAUACAUGUUGCAGAUGCGGUUGCGCACAUUGCGAGUCUCCCUACGUCUGUCACGGUACUGGAGAUGAAUAUCAUGGCGACUGGUGCUCCAUAUGUCGGAAGAGGAUGA